AUGUCCGGAUUCGAAGUUGUUGGUGUCGUGCUCGGUGCCUUCCCACUAGCUAUAUCAGCAUUCGAGGGAUAUCGCAAGCUUGCCACGAAGAGAAAGCUCUUUCUUGAAUUUGGAGCAGAAUACCAGAGGAGCAUCAUUAAACUGAACUUUAAUAAAGUCCGCUUUAUAGGCAGUCUGAAACAGUUACUCCUACCAUUAGCCAUCCCCGACGAUGAGAUUCAUUUUCUCCUGCAUGAUCCAGGGAUCGACUUGUGGAGAAAUCCUCGCAUAGCAGUUGUACUCCAAGCCAGACUACAGGAUUCGUGUUCUCUAUAUUUGAAUACAGUUCACAGCAUACAUCUCACAAUGGAAGAAGUCAAUCGCGAACUGGCAAUACAUAAGGCGUUCUACGCUGUGAUGGACCAAAAUGAGACCAAAGACGGAGCACCUGGCAGCAUCCCUACCAAGUCGAAGAAUCCACUCAGCAAAGCAAAUCGAGAGUACCAAAUGUACAAACUUAAGUUCAGCAAUGGCAAAAGAAAUCGUGAACGGCUAUUUGAGCAACUUGGCAAAUUCAACGAUCAACUGGAGAUGUUGCUGUCUAUAAGUGACGUAGACUCCGAUCUCCAAAAAGCACGAAACGUGGCUAUGAAAAGCGCCACUGCCUCUGUCACCCAGUCCGCUAUUUGCAAGUUCUGGCAUUUCGCCUCCCAAUUCUAUCAAACAUUACUGAUGGCAUGGAACUGCAACUGCCUUGAACAACAUUACGCCCAUUUUCUCCUACAGCACAGAACCUCAGCCACUAAAGACAUCAAAGUAGUUCUCAUGCCACUUUUAUCAAGUGAGAGAGGACAGUGGCCAAGCCGACAAUUAAAUAUAGAAGUGAGGGACAAGUCUAGCACAAGAAUCCCAGACACGAGCAACGCCAAUUUCAUCAGCCCGGCCAUGCACAUCCACGACAACGACCGUUCCGACGGCUCGAGAGUGCUGGACGACGUCAAAGGCAAAGGUAAAAGCACUUUGGUCGUUCCUAUCACUGUCGCACAUCAGAGUCUCUGCGCCGAUAUCUCUGGAGGCGAGAAGAAGCCGAUUGCAAGUCUCUGCAAAACAAUGGCAGAAGAGGCUGAUUCGAUUUGUGCUAGCUACCUCCAAGACAACGAGCGACGAUAUUACCUUUAUCCAAGCGAUGACAGCUGUAACAACUACAGCCCAUCGCCGGUGACGUUGAGUGACCUGCUCUCGGGCAAAGUCGGUCAGAUGCCCACACGAAGGCAGCGUUACAGUCUCGCAUUGAUCUUGGCAUCCUCGUUCCUACAGCUCCAUGGAUCGCCAUGGAUGGUGGUGCCUUGGGGCAAGUCUAGCAUCUAUUUCCCACGAGAACCCGAGUCUCUGAAUUCCAUUCUGCUUGACCACGUGUCACUUGCUCGAGGGUUCUCUAGUAGUCCAAUAAAUGGUGAUACACAGGAGUCUCCGGCAUUGGAACCGCCAGUUGAAAUACAGGGGUUAGAUUCACUUGCGAUCCUUCUUCUAGAGCUCUGCUUUGGUCGCCCUAUAGAAGAUCAUAGGAGUAGGAAAGGUAUUACGCUUGGCGAUGGCCAGGCAAGGGCCGCGCUAGAUUUCGUUGUCGCCUGGACUUGGCAUAGAGAAGUAAACGAUGAAGCCGGCGAUGACUAUGCUGACGCGGUCAAAUGGUGUCUCACUUGCUGCAAGUCCGCUCCCGUUGGCAACUGGAGGAAAGAGAUGAUUGAGAACGUAAUUGCACCUCUGGAACGGUGUUGCAAAUAUUUCAGAAACGCAUUAGUAUAG
Molecule: messenger RNA, 1785 nt
Organism: Pestalotiopsis fici W106-1
Lineage: Eukaryota; Fungi; Ascomycota; Sordariomycetes; Amphisphaeriales; Sporocadaceae
Exons: 3
Coding region: 1-1785 (594 amino acids)
Source: RefSeq, a predicted model, not a curated record